AUGAUCGUCUCUCGAAAGACUACUAACCAGUCGUGUUCAGGUACCAGGGCUUACUGUGAGCGCACCAGCUCCGGUUUCGACAUCUGCGGCUGCGCCGCUCCCUCCGACAACAGCACCAUCGGCAGAGACAACUACUUCAACGGCAACACCACCGCCAGUCAGCUUGACAACUUCGACAUCGACACCGCCGCCGAUAAGCUUGUCAACUCCACCAGUGGCUCCGCCGCCGUCAAGCUCGACCACCUCGUCAGCCAUACCACCGCCAGAUCCACGGGGGCUGCUGUAACCAUCCCGCCGACCACAAAUGAGGCUAAUAAUGGCGGCUCCGGCGGAGGAAACCGACUGGAUACGGCGGAUUUUAUCGGCAUUGCCAUAGGAGCAGGGGUUGCCAUUGUUUUGCUGAUCGCGAUAAUAGCCGCCGCUGUGAUUUUGUGGCGGCGAAAGUCCUUGAGAAGCUUGAGAAGCCGACCGAGGGAUUCAGAUGCGCUUCCGAUCGCCAGGGCCAUCUCCCCGCAGCACCAGAGCCUUCAUGCACCUUCGGAGCACUACAGCGUGGAUUACGACAGCCGAGGACCAGAUGAGCCGUGGGCAAUGUCUGGUGCCCAGCCAACCAUGACCGAAACUGCUGCUCCUCAAAUUCGCGGCACCAGUUGGUUCAAACUACCGUCGCCUGUCCGAGUGCACAGCGGCAGGUCGUCGACGUGGUCGAGACCCGGACCGGCGACAUCCCUCCACAGUCACCCACUCGUCCGCAAAUCAUCAGAUGCGAGCGUAUCUCAGCACAGCAACAGGAGUUCCGGCGGUGUGCCGCGCGUUGUCCGGCAGUCAUCCUCGACGUAUCGGCGGCCCGAGAGUCCCCCGAACGUAUCUAUCGACCGGCAAGCCAGGGGCUCCGAGUCCGCGAGCCUAGGCAGCCUCUCCAGCGAGGCAGAGAGACAUCUAGCCGUCGGACAAAGAGGAGACUCAGUAGUUGGGGCCAGCAAUCCAUUCGAUUCACAACGCGGUUCUGGGACCUCAAGUGCGCAGAGACAGCCUAUGGCUCUGUUGCCCGUCUUUCAGCAGCCGGUGUACGCUCAAUUACCUGGGAAUUCAGGCGCGAUCGUUGAGUUGAUAUAG
Molecule: messenger RNA, 1116 nt
Organism: Diaporthe amygdali
Lineage: Eukaryota; Fungi; Ascomycota; Sordariomycetes; Diaporthales; Diaporthaceae
Exons: 3
Coding region: 1-1116 (371 amino acids)
Source: RefSeq, a predicted model, not a curated record